This is a messenger RNA of Closterium sp. NIES-67, 1053 nucleotides long. Lineage: Eukaryota; Viridiplantae; Streptophyta; Zygnematophyceae; Desmidiales; Closteriaceae. The record is from the annotation of a GenBank genome assembly.
GUACACCAACCCAGACCUUCAAGGCCCGCAACUCAGCAUGCACGGUGACAUUCCGCCGCAAAUAGUCUUUUUCAUUCCCUCCUCAUGCAUCGACAUUCAUUCCCACUUCUACCCCGCCCCACGUGCCUGUGACCUCGUCCCGACUGGUUUCGGCCAUUCCACAUUUUUGCGAUGUGCGCGCUACCCGCAGCCCGUGAAACGCUUUCCCCUCUCCCCGCUCGCACGUCCCACUCCCUGCUUCCCGCUGCGCUCGUCCCUGCCUUUCCCCUAGCAUAGUAUCCCUGCCAUGGUUUGAAGGUUUGUUUUUAUCCAUGGGAUGGCAUGGUUGGGCACGGCGCGGCAUGGCAUGGCAUGGCGCGGCGUGGCAUGGUGUGGCAUGGAAUGGCACUACACGUGAUGGCAUGGCAUCAGAUGCGCAUUGGGGUUCACAAGGCAGUGAUGCGAGGCGGGCUCUCAUCAUCCCCGGUUCAGACAAGGGGGGAGGCGAGCUCAAACAAGGGGGGAGCUGGUGGGGCGGCUGGUUUUCGAGCGGGAGAAGGGCGCUGAAAGGAGGGAACGAGGGCACGGAAGGGGGGCUGGAGGGCACUGGGGGAGAGGAAGGAGGGCUCAGCAGGGAGCGCACGCCCCACUCACUCUCCACGCCCCCACCCCCACUCAUCUGCCCUCCCACUCCAUUGCAGCGUCCCCAUGCCUUCCCUCCCCAAGCCGGGGUCCCCAUCUCGCCUGGUCUUUUCCUGUCUUCCAUGCUUUCCCCCCAACCCAUGCUCCACCCCCCACUACCCCUCCCCCCUCACCCAUUAUGUCCCCGCUUCCCGCUUCCCGCUCGGAGGGCUUUUCACACCCCUUACUUCCAUCCCGCCACAGUAGCUGGGUUUGUGGUAGAAUGAGACAUGGCUGUAGGGCGUGCUAUAUUGUAAAUAGAUCCCUGUUGCUCGGCUAGAAAAAGCGCUCUAUCUGCUUGGCUGUCCAUAACAUGAGCUCGCGUUCAAUUUUUAACUACGUCUGUGAAUGGAAUUUAGUGCUCUGCUACUCUUGAGAUGUAAUGUAUUUCAU